Messenger RNA from Vitrella brassicaformis, 853 nucleotides. The record is from the annotation of a GenBank genome assembly. NCBI's taxonomy places the organism in Eukaryota, Vitrellaceae.
AUGGCCAUCGAGGUGGCGGGGCUGGGCGGUGUGGUGCGGUUCGGCGAUAAGCUGAGCGACGGCGAUGUGAUGAAGGCCAUGUGGGUGGUGGAGGAGGGGGGCGAGGGCGGCUGGGGGGAAGGUGGCCGACACACUCAGAGUCGCCGAGCGGUGCGGCAAUUGCCAGCUGCCGGUCAUUGUGGGUGCUGCGGAUCUACAGGCACACGCCACCAAGGCGGUAAACACGACACACAGAAGAGGCAAUGGGUGGGCUGUUGGAUGUGUGUGUGUAUUCUUCAUUCAGGAUUUCUUGGCGCUGCCCCGUUUCUGUGCGCAGUGGAUGAUCGUCGGCCGCCAUGUGGCCCUCCGCCGCCCCACCGGCCAGCAAGACGGCACACUUCAGUUGUUCCGCCACAGCAACAUCGAGAUCCGGAUCAUCCGCAACGAGCCCGGCUUCACCAUCACCCUCAACCCGCCCCUCCCCCAGCCCACCCGCCCCAUCCAUCCCUUCUCGCAGCACCCCUUCACCCACCACGCCAAGCCACACGACCCGCCAGUCCGCUGCCGCAUCCGGUGGCAACCUGGUGUGGGCUGGAUGACGCUUCGUGUCAACGACGGGCAUGUUUACGCCUCGGCGAGCUCCGUGUUGAAGCGUCUGGUGCUGCGUCACCGGCUGUUGGCUGUGGGCGGCUUCACCUACUCGCCAGCAGUGGUGGUGGAGGGUGAGUGGUGGAUGGAAGACACGCAAUGAGAGGGCAAAUGGCUAUGUGGUGCGCUACUGAUGUGUGUGUCAGGAGUGUACGUGGCGGCCACUUCGACCGCAUCAUCACCCAAUCGCCGCACACGGCCCUCAACUCAUCCUCGGAUGUGCUGA